Messenger RNA from Hibiscus syriacus, 537 nucleotides. Its product is annotated as serine/arginine-rich splicing factor RS31-like. The transcript has 4 exons. Gene Ontology annotation, molecular function: RNA binding. NCBI's taxonomy places the organism in Eukaryota, Viridiplantae, Streptophyta, Magnoliopsida, Malvales, Malvaceae. The record is from RefSeq and is a predicted model, not a curated record. Bases 28 to 537 code for a protein of 169 amino acids.
UGGGAAUGAAAGCAGUAAUUUCUAAAAAUGGUAUUUUCUUGUAAGGGUGAACGUGGUCGACAUCGUGAUGGUUCUAGUUCAGUGACAAAUCAGAGACCCACCAAAACCUUGUUUGUUAUCAACUUUGAUCCAAUUUGUACUAGGGAUCGUGAUAUACUGAGGCACUUUGAGCCAUAUGGGAAGGUUCUUCAUGUUUGCAUUAGGCGGAACUUUGCUUUUGUGCAGUUUACUGCACAAGAGGGAGCUACUAAAGCCCUUGAAGCUACACAAAGGAGCAAGUUAUUGGACAGAGUUGUGUCUGUUGAAUAUGCUUUAAGGGAUGAUGAUGAGAAGGAUGACAGAUAUGGUAGCCCUAGAAUUGGAGGUGGCUAUGGUAGACGUGGGUCCCCGAGUCCUGCAUACCGCAGACGAACAAGCCCUGAUUAUGGUAGGGCCCAUCCUGUUUACGAUCGCUAUGAUGGUCCUGCUUAUGACAGGUACCGGAGUCCUGAAUAUGGGAGGCACAGGAGUCCCGAGUAUGACAGAUUCCACAGGUAG